Saimiri boliviensis boliviensis (Bolivian squirrel monkey) is the source of this 369-nucleotide messenger RNA. The record is from RefSeq and is a predicted model, not a curated record. Lineage: Eukaryota; Metazoa; Chordata; Mammalia; Primates; Cebidae.
AUGGCCAAUUUGGGCCUGCAGUUGCUGAACUUUUCCAUGGCUCUGCUGGGCUGGGUGGGCCCUGUGGCCUGUACCACCAUUCUGCAGUGGCAGAUGAGCUCAAGUGUGGGCAACAGCAUCAACACAGCCCAGGCCAUGUACAAGGGACUGUGGAUAGACUACAUCAUGCAGACCAUGGGCCUGAUGAGCUGUGAAAUACAUGACUUGGUGCUCACCCUGCCAGCAGCCAUACAGGCCCCUCGAGCCCUAAUGGUGGCAUCCCUUGUGCUGGGCUUCCUGACCAUGUGUGUGGCCACCAUGGGCAUGGAGUGCAUGUGCUGUGGGGAAAAUGACAAAGUGAAGAAUGCCUGUAUAGCUGAUAUGGUUUGA